Penaeus vannamei (Pacific white shrimp) is the source of this 1197-nucleotide messenger RNA. Lineage: Eukaryota; Metazoa; Arthropoda; Malacostraca; Decapoda; Penaeidae. The record is from RefSeq and is a predicted model, not a curated record.
AUGAAAAAGCUUUUGGAAAGAGGUCAUGCUGAAAUAGCACCACCUUUGAAAGAAAAUGAAGAAUGUUGGUAUCUUCCAGUGUUUGGAGUGUAUCAUCCAAAGAAACCUAGUCGUAUCAGGUGUGUUUUUGACUCUGCUGCUAAGUUUAGAGGUCAAACUAAGCCAGAGCAAUGGAAUUAUGUUCCUACAUCUGUGAAUCCAGCUGAUCGAGCAACUCGCUCUAUGGUGAAUGAUUUCUCGUGUAAUGACAUAUGGCUGAAAGGACCUGAAACAUUCCUGAGUAGGCGUCAUGAUCUUGCUCAAGAAACUCCACAGCUAGUUCAACCAGAAGAUGAUAAGGAAGUAAGGCCAGAUGCUCUGAGAUGUGCAUGUGCCAAAUCAUUUAAAGGUAGAGCUGAUAGAAGUGUAGAGUCUUUCAGAAAAGCUGAAAUAUUUAUGAUCAAAGCAGUUCAAAAGGAAACUUACAAAGAAGAAAUUAGACUUCUUGAAGCAAAAAUGCAUCUUCCAAAAUCUAGCUUGAUUAUGGCUCUCAACCCGUACUUAGAUGAAGAUGGUGUGUUAAGGUACGUCACUAUCACCAAAGUGUUCGACACCAAGGACGUCAUCUUACAGAAGGAGCUGUUAGAUCUGGUGGAUAUUGGAUUACAGUGUAGAAAGUUACGAGGUAAAGAAGUCCAGUUGAUGAGUGAUCUACCAGCAGAUCGCUUAGAACAUACUCCACCCUUUACCAAUGUUGGAGUUGAUGCUUUUGGACCUUGGACUAUAAUGACACGCAGAACUCGUGGUGGAUCAGCAAAUUCUAAACGCUUUGUUGGUGCAACUGAUAGCCUCAAGAUAGAUGCAGUAAAUGUGGAAGAAAAGAAGAUAGUAGACCAUCUGUACCAAACAGGCACUAAAUGGAUCUUCAACGCUCCCCAUUCAUCGCACAUGGGAGGUGUAUGGGAACGCCUCAUUCGAAUCUGCCGGAAGAUCUUAGAGUCAAUGCUAGCUGAAACUCCUUAUAAAACUUUGACGCAUGAAGUGUUAUCAACCUUCAUGGCAGAAGUAUGUGCCAUAGUGAACAAUCGACCAAUAGUAAACGUAUCAACUGAUCCAGAAAACCCUUUCAUCUUGUCACCUGCCACCAUUCUUACUCAGAAAGUUGGAAUAGACCAUGUAGAAGAUUCAGUAGGAGAAAUUGAUACAAAAGACUUUUGA